ACAUAUUUCUCAAUUUGUAGUAUCUACAAAUGGCAUUAUUACUACAUUCCAAAGUACUACAAAUCCACAGGAAACUCUCCAAAAUCCAAACUCCACUUGGCCCCUUAAAAAUCUCAAAUGCAAGCCAAUUGAUAUGCUAAGCUAAGCUUAAGAUUCCCUCAUUUUCACAACCAUUUACACAACUCAUUCCAAUUCCGUUAUGGAACCUCAUAAUAGCCUCACUCCAUCCUCUCCCCCAUCACCACCACCCUCACCGCCGCCGCCGCCACGAAAAACCUACAAAUUAACAGCCACAUCCAUCUCCUACACUAAAACCACCACAAACAACUCCACUACUUCUUCCUACACACCAACCUUCCUCUUCAAAGAUUGCACCUCCACUCUACCUACCUACAUUCUCCAAGACAUCUCAUUAACUGCCUUUCCUUCCCAAAUACUCGCAAUAGUCGGCCCAAGUGGUGCAGGCAAAUCCACCCUCCUCGACAUCCUAGCCGCUCGAACUUCCCCCACCUCCGGCACCCUCUUCCUCAACUCCCACCCUAUCAUCCCUUCCUCCUACCGUAAGCUCUCCGCCUACGUACCUCAACAUGACGCUUGUCUCUCCCUUUUAACCGUCUCUGAAACCUUCGCCUUCACCGCCCGUCUCCUCCACCCUACCUCCACCUCAAAAGAAAUCUCUGACGUAGUUUCAACUCUCCUAGGAGAGCUUCGUCUACGACAUUUAUCAAACACUUGGUGUACAAAAGGUCUUUCCGGAGGCGAACAACGAAGGGUUUCGAUAGGACUUAGUUUACUACAUGAUCCCGGUAUCCUCCUCCUCGACGAACCUACUUCAGGCCUCGAUAGUGGAUCAGCCUUCAAUGUAAUGCAAACCCUUAAAUCAAUCUCGAUAUCGAGACAUCGAACCGUGGUUGUAUCGAUCCAUCAACCAAGCUUUAAGAUCCUCUCUACUAUUGAUCAAAUUCUCUUAUUAUCUAAAGGAAGAGUUCUUCAUCAUGGAAGUUUAUCUUCCUUACAAAACCACCUUAAUUUUCAUGGUUUUAAUGUUCCUCCUCAACUCAAUGCCCUAGAAUAUGCCAUGGAAAUAUUAAACCAACUACCCGUUCCUCCAUCUCCUACUCAUAACACAAAUGAUCGUCGCGAUACGAUCGAGAUUAGAGAGAAGAUUAAGUAUAAGAGUUCAAGGGUUCAUGAGAUUAUCACACUUUCUAGAAGAUUUUGGAAGAUUAUAUAUAGGACAAAACAAUUUCUUUUGACAAAUACAUUAGAAGCACUUGUUGUUGGUCUUGUUUUAGGGACUAUUUACAUUAAUGUUGGGUAUAACAAAGAAGGGAUUCAAAAAAGAUUAGGUCUUUUUGCAUUUACACUCACAUUUUUACUAUCUUCAACAACAGAAACCCUACCAAUUUUUAUUAAUGAAAGGCCAAUCCUAUUAAGGGAAACUUCUAGUGGGGUUUAUAGAGUUUCAUCUUAUCUUAUAGCUAAUACCCUUGUUUUUCUUCCUUAUUUGCUAGUCAUUUCUAUAAUCUACUCGUUUUCGGUGUACUUCCUAGUAGGCCUAUGUGCUACGUGGUUGUCGUUCGGGUACUUUGUACUUGUGAUUUGGGUUAUUGUACUUAUGGCUAACUCGUUCGUACUCUUCCUUAGCUCGGUUGCACCAACGUACAUAGCCGGGACCUCGUUGGUGACCGUGAUCCUGGCCGGGUUUUUUCUCUUCUCAGGGUACUUCAUUGGUAAGGAGAGUAUGCCUAAGUAUUGGGUUUACAUGCAAUACUUGUCAAUGUACAAGUAUGCCCUUGAUGCAUUGCUUAUAAAUGAGUAUUCAUGUCUUGUUACAAAGUGUUUGGUUUGGUAUGAAGAGAGCAAGAGUUGUAUGGUGACAGGACAUGAUGUGUUGGUAAAAAGAGGGUUACAUGAAGGGCAAAGAUGGAAUAAUGUUUAUGUUUUAGUUGGGUUCUUUGUGCUCUAUAGAGUGCUUUGUUUGUUGGUUUUAAUUAAGAGAGUAUCAAGGUCCAAAAAAUAAUGAUGUUAAUUUGAUGAUCAAUUUUAAUAUGUUUGUUCUAAGUUGUACAAACAAUGCAGUGUUACUAUUAUUGUAAUUUGUUGAAUAUAUAAGUUCAGUUAUCUUAUUUCCCUUUCAAUAGUACAUACAUUAUUGAUUAGAUUCGCUACAUAUAUACAUGCAUGAGCAUAAAAUAAGACGUGGGACAUUCAUUGUUAUAUUCUGUUGUUUCACUUUCCGAUCCCUUAGUGAAUGUAUGUACUAGUAUGUAUUUGAGAUAUGAUUGUCCUUAUCUAGCCAAUGGUAUAUAUAUAUUAAAUAUUAAACCCCAUCAAAAUGAGAAAUAAUGGGGCUUUUAUUUGGCAAUGAAAAUCCUAGGAAAAAUGACGCUUUUAAUUAGGGAUUGAAUGUGUAUUAUAAUUUUCUAAAUAUAUUAAUUCAGUUCUAAACGUCAUAAUCUGCAUGCAUCAUCUAAACUAAACAUGUCCAUUCAAAAAAAAAAAAAAAAAAAAAAUUCUAAACUUAACAUGAGAUGGAUGUUUAACACAAAGAAAAAAAUAGAUUUUUCAACUAUGCUCAAUUUAUGACUCAACAAACACAUAUUCCUAAUGAGGUUCGACCCAUGGAAUUAUUGGAUGGACCACAUACUCACAUGCCAUGGAGAGAAUCUUGGUUAGGAAAUUCAGCAGAGUAUAUGAAAUAGGAAAUUAAAAAGAUGUCACGGGGUCCUUAUCAAAUAUAUCCAAAAUAAAAACAGUAUAAACCUCCAAAAUUGCUUGUCAAUUUUUAUUUAAGCUUCUUGUUUCUGUCAAAAAAAAACAAAAUAAUAAAGUCUUUAAAAAGAAUACUUGUUAUAGUAAUAAUGGAGUUCC
Chenopodium quinoa (quinoa) is the source of this 2874-nucleotide messenger RNA. Its product is annotated as ABC transporter G family member 8-like. Bases 200 to 2023 code for a protein of 607 amino acids. The transcript is spliced from 2 exons. Gene Ontology annotation, cellular component: membrane. The record is from RefSeq and is a predicted model, not a curated record. Gene Ontology annotation, molecular function: ABC-type transporter activity; ATP binding; ATP hydrolysis activity. NCBI's taxonomy places the organism in Eukaryota, Viridiplantae, Streptophyta, Magnoliopsida, Caryophyllales, Amaranthaceae.